Messenger RNA from Dunckerocampus dactyliophorus (ringed pipefish), 3500 nucleotides. RefSeq names its product activity-dependent neuroprotector homeobox b (gene adnpb). The coding region runs from base 158 to 3130 and encodes 990 amino acids. The record is from RefSeq and is a predicted model, not a curated record. Lineage: Eukaryota; Metazoa; Chordata; Actinopteri; Syngnathiformes; Syngnathidae. Gene Ontology annotation, molecular function: DNA binding. Gene Ontology annotation, biological process: regulation of gene expression. The transcript is spliced from 4 exons. Gene Ontology annotation, cellular component: nucleus.
UGUGUGAGGAGUAAACCCACACAAGCACAGGGAGAACAUGCAGGCUCCACAGAGAUGUUCCAGCUGAGAAUCAAAGCUGCACCUCCUGACAGUGAGGCUGAUCAUUGGUCCACCCUGCUUCACUGUGUCUCCUCAUCCCCGGUGUACAGUGGGCAGAAUGUUCCAGCUCCCCGUCAACAACCUGGGUAGUCUGCGCAAAGCUCGUAAAAAUGUCAAGAGAGUCCUGGGAGACAUUGGCCUGGAGUACUGCAAAGACCACCUCCAGGACUUUAAGGACUACACGCCGCCAGAAGUGUAUAUAAAGCACACCUCCUGGGAAGAUGUGUGCAUGUGGGAGCCAUCGCACACCAAAUUCCAAGACUACCGCUCCAAACCUUUCUGCUGCUCCGGCUGCCUCUUCUCGUCCAAAUACUUCUCCGCAUACAAGAGCCACUUCCGCAAUGUCCACAGCGAAGACUUUGAGAACAACAUCCUGCUCAACUGUCCCUACUGCACGUACAACAGCAACAAGAAGACGCUGGAGACACACAUCAAACUCUUCCACAUGCCCAGCAACACUGUGCGCCAGGGGCCCAGCGCCGGUGGCCUCAUGAUGAAGGAUGGCCUCCUGAAGAGGCCGGGAGACAGCGUGGAGCAGGCAGUGUAUUACUGUAAGAAAUGCACUUACCGGGACCCUUUGUACAACGUGGUGCGAAAGCACAUCUACAGAGAACACUUCCAGCAGGUGGCGCAGCCGUACAUCGCAAAACCCGGAGAGAAGGCCCAAAAUGGCGGCACCGCGGGAAAACCCGAGGGGAGCAACACAAACAACGUGAACAGUCAUCAGAUCCACUGCAAGAAGUGUCUGUUUGUCCCCAGAACCUACGAGGCACUUGUCCAACAUGUCAUCGAGGACCACGAGAGGAUCGGCUACCAGGUGACGGCCAUGAUAGGCCACACCAGCGUGAUCGUCCCCCGUCCCAAACCCAUCCUCCUGAUACCCCCGAAAACCCAAGGAGACAAGACCAUCAUUGGGAUGGGUCCAAAGGGGGCUGUCAUGGCCACCACCAGGCCUUCAGCUUCCCAGCAGCUGGUCCGAGUCGCCUCAGCAUCAAAGCCCACCUUCAGUCCUCAGAGUCUCCUCUCAGGCAUUAAACACGAGUCAGUGGGCUUCAAGUCAGGGACCAACCAGCCCUUUUCCUUUGGAGGCCUACAAGGGAAGGUCAUCUUACCAGGGAACGCCCAGGUUUCUCAGCAGCCUCACUCUGCAAAGCAUCCGUUCUCCGGAGGCAGCCUACGGAGCCCGGUGGUGGUCAGCGCCGUGUCAUCCCUCAAGUCCAGCCCCCUUGGCGCUCGGGUUCAGGCAGCCGCCACCACCGUAGCCUCGGUUACAGCCAAGAAAGGCGCCCCCUCGGUCCUGGGCCCAUCUUUCACGCAGAAGUGGAAGAUCUGCACCAUUUGCAAUGAGCUCUUCCCAGAGAACGUGUACAGCUCUCACUUUGAGAAGGAGCACAAAGCGGAGAAGGUGCCCGCCGUGGCCAACUACAUCAUGAAGAUCCACAACUUCACCAGCAAGUGUCUCUACUGCAACCGCUACCUGCCCAGCGACACCUUGUUGAACCACAUGCUCAUCCACGGCCUGUCCUGCCCACACUGCCGUGCCACCUUCAACGACGUGGAGAAGAUGGUGGCACACAUGCGCCUGUCGCACCCGGACGAGGCGGUGGGCCCUCGCACCGACUCCCCGUUGACUUUCGACCUGACACUGCAGCAGGGCAACCCGAAGAACGUUCAGCUGAUCGUGACUACCUACAACAUGAAAGAUGCCCCGGAGGAGUCGGUGGCUUUUCACGCACAAAACCACACGGCCAUUCCGCCUUCGCUGUCCGCCUCCCUGCUGUCCACCAAAAGGUUGUUAUCGCAGCACCCUUCCAAACCAGUGGAUCCAGUCAAGAAUGUCCCAGCAGCUGCUGUACCGUACAAGAGGGACAUAGGAAAGACCCUUUGUCCCCUUUGCUUCUCCAUCCUCAAAGGUCCCAUCUCGGACUCCUUGGCUCACCACCUAAAGGAGAGGCACCAAGUCAUCCAGACGGUACACCCGGUGGAAAAGAAGCUGACCUACAAGUGUAUUCACUGCCUGGGCGUGUACACCAGCAACAUGACGGCCUCCACCAUCACCUUACAUCUCGUCCACUGUCGAGGCGUAGGGAAACCUCACAACGGCCAGGAUAGGUCCGCUCAUGCCUCACGAACCGGCCAGGCCGUCAAACGGACCGGCUUCGACAGCUCCGACACAAGUGCGCCAAAAAGGCGGCGGGGACCUCCCGGAGAGAGGGCGCACCCGAGAGAUAUGAACACUCAAUUUGAGGAAAACCCAGACGAACCCGUCUCUCUAGCGUUGGACCCCAAGGGACUGGAAAACGAGUCAUACGAGUCGAGGAAGGCAUUCCUGACCCGCUACUUCAACCGAGCGCCGUACGCCACUCAGCAGGAGGUGGAGAAGCUGGCGGCCGCGCUCUGGCUGUGGAAGUCAGACGUCUCCGGUCACUUCGUCAACACUCGCAGGAAAUGCGCGCAGGAGUGCGAAAGCCUGCGCCCUGGCGUCCUGCUCGGGUUCAGCAUGGAGGAAGCGGGCCAGGUGAGCCACGAGCUGGCGUUAGAUGGGGGUGUGUUUGACGCCAGACCCAGCAAAAGGAGGACGACCAGGAACCGCUUGGGGCUGUCGGAACUAGCCCGCCAGAGACGGAAGGAGGCAACGGCGAGCGGUGACGCCGACUCCUUAAAAGCCAAAUGUACCACCCAAACCAAGACAAUCAACUGCACCUCGCCGCUGAAAACACCCCUCGUACUUUCCGAGCCCAUCGCCAUCGACUCGGACAGUGAGGACGAGUCCGUGCAAACGCUCUGUCUUCAUGUCGACGUCCAGCGUCUGGGUGCUGAGGAGAGAACGGUGGAAGUUAAGAAGAUUUCUGAUUUGGAGGACAUGUCAGACGAGGACGAUGACGAGGAGGAUGAGGAGGAUGAGGAAGGGGAGCGCUUGGAGAACGGCUUUGAUUUGGCAGAGAGCUCAAGAGGACAGGCGUCCCUGCCCAUUAUCAUCCCCAAAUUCAUCCCCUCGUCCGCCAGGCGGGGCGGCAAGCAGCAGGUGUGACCUCUGACCUCUUUUAGACCGUACCAACACAUCUGCCUCACCUGGACUCCACAAGGACCAUGUUUGAAAGCAGGAGCUCAGAACAAGCCAUCCAAUCACAAUGACGUGAGACCACAGCGGCACACGAAGAGGAAGGUGAAGCAAACUAGCAGGAAAAAAGCAUCCUGAGAUGUGCUGAACACCUCGUCAUCUUCAUCUUCAUCAUAGGGUGUUGAUUCUUUUUGUCAUUUUAAGGAACUACCUGAAGUCUUCUGUUACCCCCACACACCACUGGAUGGUAACAACACACUGAACUUUUUAGCCUGUAUUUGUUGUGCACUUUUAUUUGACAUCAACAAUAAAGUGCUGUCAUUGUUUCUUACUGAAAAAA